AUGUCAAUAGAAGCGCGAGGAAUGAUGUUUAAGGGGAGACAACAGGCGCGCAAAGAAAGAUCCACUAUCUCUUCGAGUCUACGUACCCAGUCCCAUCAAAGUUCUGUCUCGCCUAGGGCUGGUAACUACCCUCUUUUGUAUGCGCAUCUUCAGCGCGAAGCAAAGCGCGUACGCCUCGCAAGAAUCAUUCAGAACGAUUUUCAUGAUCAUGUUGUUUGCGGCAUACAUCUUUGCAACUUUUACGCAUUGAUUUCUGCGCGAGGACUGGGCCAAGCGGGUCAUUGGCGCUUAGAAACUGAUGAACACAAACUCAAGUGCGAAUCGGGCGGAUCAGGUACAAGGAUCGAGAUUCCCGGAUCGCUUGCGGAGGAGGAGGGCUCUCGAGACGCCUUGAUGAGGAAUCUCUGCGUUUGGCUAUACGACAAUGGCUUUACGGAGAUAUGA
Molecule: messenger RNA, 444 nt
Organism: Aspergillus nidulans FGSC A4
Lineage: Eukaryota; Fungi; Ascomycota; Eurotiomycetes; Eurotiales; Aspergillaceae
Exons: 3
Coding region: 1-444 (147 amino acids)
Source: RefSeq, a predicted model, not a curated record